CCGCCGCCCGAGCACCCGCUGCUGCUGCUGCCCGGCGCGGAGCUGGCGCGGAGGAUCCGCCGCAGGGAGGUCAAAUGCAUUGAGGUCAUUGAAACUUAUAUUGAGAGGAUCAGACAAGUCAAUCCGCUGAUCAAUGCCGUUGUCAAAGACAGGUUUGAAGCGGCCUUGCAGGAGGCUCAUCAAGUUGACAAGCUGCUCUCCGAGGGGCAUGAUGAUGAAGAGGCUCUGCAGGAAAAGUUUCCCUUCCUGGGAGUCCCCAUCACCAUCAAAGAGGCCUUCGCAAUUCAUGGGUUGCCCAAUACCUCUGGACUGGUGAACCGCCGCAACUUAAUCUCCAUGUCGGAUGCUACGGUGGUGUCUCGGCUAAAGCAAGCCGGUGCCAUCCCCUUGGGUGUGACCAACUGCAGUGAGCUGUGCAUGUGGUUCGAGUCGAGUAACCGUGUCUACGGACGGACCAACAACGCGUACAAUCUGGAGUGCAUUGUGGGAGGCAGCUCUGGAGGAGAAGGGUGCAUCCUGGCAGCUGCUGGCUCUGUGAUUGGCAUUGGCUCGGACAUUGGGGGCAGCAUCCGCAUGCCUGCUUUCUUCAAUGGGAUCUUCGGGCACAAACCCACCACAGGUGUGGUGCCCAACGAUGGCCAGUUCCCCAACGCCUUGGGUAUCCGGACCAACUUCCUCUGCACUGGCCCCAUGUGCCGCUAUGCAGAAGACCUGGAACCCAUGUUGAGGGUCAUGGCUGGACCAAACGUCACAAAGUUGAAGUUGGAUGAAAAGGUAUCCUUACAGAACAUAAAAUUCUAUUUUAUGGAGCAUGAUGGAGGGUCCGUUUUUGUUUCCCCGGUAGACAAAGAGAUUCUUCAGGCACAACGGAAGCUGGUGAAGAACCUGGAGACUGAACUGGGGGUUCAAGUUCAGAAUGUGGCCAUUCAUAAAAUGAAGUAUUCCUUCCAGAUCUGGUCUGUUAUGAUGUCUUUCAAAGACAGUGAUGAACAGCAAAGUCAAGCAUUCACAGAUAUGCUUGGAGACCACGGAAAGCCAGUAUGGCCAUCGUGGGAGUUGGUGAAAUGGAUGGUGGGAAUGUCGUCACACACCCUUCCAGCCAUUGCACUAGGGCUAACCGAGAAGCUUGUGAAAUACAGUCCAAAGACAAAUGCGAAGCUAGCAAGCAUGGCACAGAGCCUGCGGACUGAGAUGGUCAAUUUGCUGGGGGAGGAUGGGGUCCUCCUGUACCCUUCCCACCCGGUGGUAGCGCCCAGACAUCACACUCCUCUGGGGAUGCCUUUCAAUUUUGCUUACACAGCCAUCUUCAACAUACUGGGAUUACCGGUGACCCAGUGUCCCCUGGGCCUGAGCAAGGAGGGCCUGCCCCUGGGCAUCCAGGUGGUGGCAGGGCCCCACAACGACCACUUAACCCUGGCCAUGGCACGCUACCUGGAGAAGUCGUUCGGAGGCUGGGUUCGCCCUGGCACGUGCUAGCGCAGCCCACCCGGGACUGGCAGAAACAUGAAGACCGGCGCUGCCUGUGACCUCUCAGCAGGCGACUGCUUCCGAACGUGCAGGAACUCCUGCGUGUGCCCCUUGGGAGGGCUGAUGAGUCCGUCUGCCACAUUAGGUACACCCUUCCGUGAGGGGCAAAGCUAUUUAGUGUUCUCCCUUUCCAAUUAAAAAUGUCAUAAAAACCUUAGGUGGGCGGAUGCACUCUGCUUUCUCAGGGAUGUCUGGGCUUUUGGGGAGCUCUGGCCAGAGACAAUCACAGUGUGGGCAGAGAUGGGGGGCAGGGGGAGCAUUUCCUGUUCUUGUCCUGGAAAGGCCACUGGUAGACUAGGGAGCAAAGUUCCCUCCUUCAGUUAUUUGUGCAGGUUUCAAGACCAGGCCAGACAGAGGGCAUCAGGAGGAAGUCCUGGAGACGUGUUUUCCUCUUAACAUGUCCUUUGGGAGGCUGGCAGCCCCAGCUUCUUAACAAUUUGCACAGAACGCUGCUGGGCAGGGUAUUCCAUCCUAGCUGCAUUUCUGCAUGGAUUCCUUUUUGAUUUUAUUAAUUGAACAGACAGUACAAUUAACAGAAUAGUAAUAAACAUUAUUGAUCAAUACUAAUAAAUACAAUUGAACAAUACAGUAACAACAGUGCUACCUGCACCAGGAUCAACAAAUCAUGCCACUUAAUGUAAGAGCAUUUAUUUAUUCAGGUUGCCCCGCUCUCACUUCCCUUCCAGAACUACACUGGCUCUUGUGAAGGUUCACACCCCUUCCGUUUAUUAAGUCAUAUUCAAUAAAUGGUCUCCAAAUAUUUUCAAAAUUAUUAUUACCUAUCAAACCUUUUAGCCACUUAAUAUCAGAAGCUAACUUAUUAUUAGCAGCUAUAAUAAGACUCCUUUGUACCAGUCAUCUAUUUGAUAAUCACCUUUUAUUUUCUAAUUCCUUGCUAUUAUUAAUCUUACUGCUGUUUAUAAAUUCGUCAUCAAUUCUUCAAUAUUUUUUCCCUCUUGUUAUCUAAUUAAUGACAAUAAAGCUAAUCCAGCAUCUGCUUCAAUUUUUAAAUUCCAUAUUUUACUAAUUUCUUUGAAAACCAUUUCCCAAAACUCAUUUAUAUAUUUGCACUCCCACCACAUAUGGAAAUAUGAACCCACUUCCUGGUUGCAUCUCCAACAUACGUUGGACUAGUCAUUAUUCAUAUAAUUCAGUUUAACUGGAAAUAAGUACUAUUUUCAAACUAAUUUAUAAAAAUUCUCUUUAAUUCCUACAUAAAUUUUAAAAUUCUCUUAUCUCACAUGUCAUCCCAUUCUUCAGUACUAAUAUUUCCUUUUAAAUCUAUUUCCCAAGACUCUAGGAGGAUCGUAUUGGUCCUCCCCUUCUAGUAAUAUGUUGAAAAUGCUACCUGUCAUUCCUCUGCAUGGAUUCCUGUUCACCUCUGGCACUUCGUCUGGCCCACAGUUGGAAAUGCUUAGGCAAGUUGUUUGGUUCUGCCAAGACGCAGGCUGGCAGACCUUUGACAGGCAUGGUGAACCAAGCUCUUUUGCAAUGUACUUUCCUCCUCUGUCCUGUUCGAACAGCAUCUUGAAGCUGUGAAGAGAGGCUCCUGGUGGAGAGGCCUUCCCUCAACCCUGCGCCCACUGUUGCUGCUGGUUCCACACAAUCCACUUGACAAAUUGCACUAUGUGUUGCUGCACGUGAAACAUAAAGAAGACUUGGAAUGUCUUCUGGCAUCUCAGACAGGUUCUCCGUGUCUAAUUGAAGGCUCCUUUGCCCAGAAUCUCAAUGCUCUUGGUUGCUGUGAAGGACAGAACCAAAAGGUGUUUGAGCUGUAGGGAUGUGUGCAUGGAAAGAAACAACGAUGUUCUUUAUUUAAGAAAGGCUUUAAAGAAAGUCCCAGGAGGCAGUUACAGGAUGGAAAUAUUACCAGAGCUUAUGUCUCAAAUAACGAGCACUUUGCACACCUUUUGUAAUCCUUGCAGCAACCUAGUAGGAUAUGCCGAAAGUAUUCCUAUUGUGGUGGGAUAUGGCACUGAGAUAGAGAGAGGCUUUCUUUAGACUACACAGUGAAUUAAGCACUAAAGGCAAGCUCUAAACUCCUGCAAACUAUUUUGAGUCUUGCUUUUUGUUAUUUAUGAAAAAAACCCAGCACUGAAGCUGUGAAAUGGUGAAUCUGAUUCAUCCCUGUUCUGGCUUCUCAGAUUAUCAAGCAAUAUCUACUCAGUUUUUCUAGCAUAACUUAGCAGCUCUUGCUUUAAAAGAAGAAAGGGAGAACGGAGAUUCCAAUGAUGCUGGAUUUCUGACAGCAUGAAAUUUGUGAAGAUCUGCAUGAAGCCCUGUCCUCACUUCAUCCAGCCUUUAGUUCACAUGGUCAAGAGGGGAUACAUUUCCUUGCUACUGCUCAGAAUUAUUGCACAGAUAGCAUUGUAAGUCUUGUAGUCACAUAACGCUGAAUAUCGAAUGUGUUGAUUAAAUAGUUCAGGAAAAAUGGGACGAGUUCAUGCAGGAUUCUGUGCGUGGACUGACGAUGUGGCAGUAACUUCAGGGUUUCAAGCAGGCUUUCCCAGCAUUAUUUGGAGAUGCCAGGGACUUAACUGCACAUAAAGCCCAGCCCUCUCAUGUCUCACACCGUUUCAGAACACUUCCCUCCACUUCCCCAGUGCAGAACAGCAGUCCUCAACUCUGUUGUCCAUCGUGCAAAAAGAUGUUCUCCGGUUCAGCGGGUGUUCGAUUAUACACUGGAUGAAGUUUACAGUGCAAGCCAAGAAGGGGGUUUGCUUACCCCCCGCAUGGCUGCUUGCAGGCUUGCAGCCUGGUUGUGCUGUGACCCUGGUCUCCACAUGCCUGUUUUCAAGGGAUGUCUCUCAGCAUCUUAGUGGAUGCUUUUGUAGUGCCCUUGUGCAAAAAGUACCGCAGCAGGUUCUGGUGAUGGGAAAUCAAGCAUUUCCCCCCAAUUCCUGCAAGUAGCAAACCUCAGGGAGGUAAUAGAUGUAACCGUUUAUGUAAAUGUGUGCUUUCGGAAGAUGGAAAAGAAGUGUGGUAUGGUUAGAAACUUGUUGCCAAAUUGGGGAGCAAGGCCUGGCUUUCUGUGUUCCUCUAACAGCAGCUCAACAUUCAGAAAGCUGUGGAGGAAGAUUUCUGUGGCAUAUAAAUUAGCAGUACAGUGCGUCUGACCAUCGGCAAGUGUGCAGUCUCAAACCAGAAUUUCUACCCUGCGUAAUUCCCAGUAGGUGCUGGGAAAGGACCCAAAAGUUUGUGGGCACAGAAAAAGUCAAACCAUACGAGCUCAGGAUGCCCAAGAAAGAGGAAAAGUGUUUCAUUUAAAAGUGGACACAGAAUCACCAUAAGGGUAUAAUGUAUAUGGCUAGUUGGAUAUUUAGAAAUAAUGUCUAACAUUUAAAUAGAAAUCCAGUAGAUCUUGCCGUGGGGAAGACUGACCAGCUAACUUACGCACCUGCUCUGUCUACUGUCCACCUGCUACCUGAUGGGAAACUCCAGGGCCCCUGCGGUUUUCUCUGGACAGCGCUUCAGAGCAUUUCUGCAGAGAGAGGACAGUCCUUUGUAAAGAAGACACAUGGCUUUCCUGUAUGAACUUUCCCUGCUCACUGAGAUCAUGAUGGAAGGCCCUUUUGCAGGUGCCCACCCAAUUGCAGAUAAUCGUGAGAUGGCUGCAAAAUGCUCUGCUGAAGCUCAGUUGCAUUUUGGUGCCAGGUGAUGGGUUGUGUUUCUCUGUGUAUGCUUUAAUCCUAAGUGUUUUAAGUAUGAAUCUUUCUGUUUUUACUCUGUUUAGAUAUUGCUGCUUCGGUUUCUGUUAUCCAUAUUUGUGUUAUUCUGCUCUUGUUUUUGAUUAUGUUAUGUAAGCUGCCCUGAGAAGGUUUUUGAAGGGCUGGAUAUGAAGCCUUAAAAUAAAUAAGCAGUGCUGACUGACAA
Molecule: messenger RNA, 5400 nt
Organism: Varanus komodoensis (Komodo dragon)
Lineage: Eukaryota; Metazoa; Chordata; Lepidosauria; Squamata; Varanidae
Gene: FAAH2
Product: fatty acid amide hydrolase 2
Exons: 11
Source: RefSeq, a predicted model, not a curated record